Messenger RNA from Scatophagus argus, 3399 nucleotides. RefSeq names its product phosducin-like (gene pdcl). Gene Ontology annotation, cellular component: neuron projection; cytoplasm. The record is from RefSeq and is a predicted model, not a curated record. NCBI's taxonomy places the organism in Eukaryota, Metazoa, Chordata, Actinopteri, Scatophagidae. The transcript is spliced from 14 exons. Bases 156 to 2885 code for a protein of 909 amino acids. Gene Ontology annotation, molecular function: peroxidase activity; prostaglandin-endoperoxide synthase activity; heme binding. Gene Ontology annotation, biological process: regulation of G protein-coupled receptor signaling pathway; response to oxidative stress; cyclooxygenase pathway.
UUUCCGUAUGACGGCAGGUGAAGGCGCAGUGCAGGACCUGGACUGUUGGACUGCUCUCACUUUGGGGAUCUCCUCCUCCAAGCUCAAACCAGCCGGACGGUCAGACUUUUCUCCCAGUUUUACUCGGUGGAAUGACAUUUCCUUGAACUGCUGUAAUGAGAUCCUCUGUCCUAGGAUCAGUCUUGGCUCUCCUCUUGCUGUUGCGGGAGCCUGCAUGCCGGGGUGAUGAGGUUACCGCCAUCACAGUGAACCCAUGCUGCUAUUUACCCUGCCAGCACUGGGGCGUGUGUGUGAGGUUUGGCGAGGACAAGUACGAGUGUGACUGCACUCAUACUGGCUACUACGGCGAAAACUGCACCGUCCCUGAGUUCUGGACCAGAGUGCGUCAGUUCUUAAAGCCCAGCCCGGAUACAGUGCAUUACAUUCUCACGCAUUUUCGCUGGAUCUGGGACAUCAUCAAUUACACCUUCCUACGCGAUUUUCUCAUGCGGCUGGUUUUAACAGUGAGGUCCAACUUAAUACCCAGCCCUCCUACUUUUAACUCAAAAUAUGGCUACCUCAGCUGGGAGUCCUACUAUAAUCUGAGCUACUACACUCGGCUUCUGCCCCCAGUGCCGGAGGACUGCCCCACACCUCUGGGGGUCAAAGGCGAGGCCGGUCUGCCCGACCCUGAGCUUCUGGUUGAGAGGCUGCUGAGGAGAAGGACGUUCAGACCCGACCCACAGCGCACCAACCUCAUGUUCGCCUUCUUCGCACAGCACUUCACCCACCAGUUCUUUAAGACCUACAACCGCAUGGGUCUGGGCUUCACCAAGGCUCUAGCACACGGGGUGGAUGCAGGCCAUGUUUACGGAGAUAACCUGGAACGUCAGCUCCUGCUCAGACUUCAGAAAGACGGAAAACUCAAGUAUCAGCUAAUUAAUGGCGAGAUGUACCCCCCCUCCGUAGCUGAGGCACCCGUUAAGAUGAGUUAUCCCCCUGGUACCCCUCCUGAGGACCAGAUGGCUAUUGGUCAAGAGGUGUAUGGACUCCUCCCUGGUUUGGGAAUGUACGCCACCUUGUGGCUGAGGGAGCAUAACCGGGUGUGUGACAUCCUGAAGGCAGAGCAUCCCACCUGGGAUGAUGAGCAGCUUUUCCAGACCUCACGCCUCAUCAUCAUUGGCGAGACAAUAAAGAUAGUGAUAGAAGAGUAUGUGCAGCACCUCAGCGGAUACCUGCUGCAGCUGAAGUUUGAUCCCACCCUGCUGUUUAACACCCACUUCCAGUAUGGGAACCGUAUCGCUCUAGAGUUCAGCCAGCUCUACCACUGGCACCCGUUGAUGCCCGACAUCUUCUUCAUUAACGGAGACAAGCUGUCAUACAGGCAGUUCCUCUUCAACACCUCCGUUCUAACACACUACGGCAUUGAUAAGCUGGUGUAUGCCUUCUCUCGGCAAACUGCUGGCCAGAUUGGCGGUGGCCAUAACAUCAAUGCUGUGGUGACCCACGUGGCUGUGGGGACCAUAAAGGAGUCCCGGCAGCUCCGCAUGCAGUCCUUCAACGAGUACAGGAAGCGUUUUAACCUCAAGCCCUACGCAUCAUUCAGAGAGUUCACGGAUAACAAAGAGAUAGCCCGCGAGCUCGAAGAGCUCUACGGUGACAUUGAUGCUCUUGAGUUUUAUCCUGGUCUGAUGUUGGAGAAAACAAGACCGGGCGCCAUAUUUGGAGAGAGCAUGGUGGAGAUGGGUGCGCCGUUCUCCCUUAAAGGCCUGUUGGGAAACCCUAUAUGUUCUCCUGAUUACUGGAAGCCCAGCACCUUUGGAGGCAAAGUUGGCUUUGACAUAGUGAACUCUGCCACGCUGAAGAAGCUUGUCUGUCUAAACACUAAGACGUGUCCUUAUGUGGCGUUUAGAGUACCAGCUGAGGAGCAAUCACAAGGAGGGAGUGAUGACAGUAAAGCAAGGACUGAUGAGCUAGCCAUCGCCAUGACGACUCUCGAUGACAAGCUCCUGGGAGAGAAGCUGCAGUACUACUACAGCAGCAGCGAGGACGAAGGCAGUGACAACGAGGAUGAGGAUGGGGAGAACAAGACCAUCCGGGACGCUGACGCAGAAGAGCCAGAGAUAGACUACAGUGCAGAUGGAAGUGCUGUAAACACAGGACCAAAGGGUGUCAUCAAUGACUGGAGGAAGUACAAGCAGCUGGAAGUUGAGCAGAAACAAGAGCAGAAGAAAGAGAUGGAAAGGCUGAUCAAGAAGCUGUCGAUGACCUGCCGCUCCGACCUCGACCUGGAAAAAGACAAAGAGAAACAGAAAGAGCUACAGGACAAAAUAAAAGGCAAAAUGACCAUGCAAGAGUACAACAUGCUGCAGGAAGAAGAGGACGAUGAAGACUUCCUCCAGCAUUACCGCAUGCAGCGCAUCGAGGAGAUGCGGCGCCAGCUGUGCCGUGGCAAGCGCUUUGCGCAGGUCUAUGAGCUUAACAGCGGAGAGGACUUCCUGGAGGCUUUGGACAAGGAGGACAAAAGCACGCUGGUCAUGAUCCACAUCUACGAACCGGAUGUCCCGGGCUGCGAGGCCAUGAGCGGCAGCCUGAUGUGUCUGGCUCAGGAAUACCCGCUGGUCAAGUUCUGCAGCGUCCGCAGCUCGGCCAUCAGCACCAGCGCACUGUUCAGAGACAGUGCUCUGCCCGCCCUGCUCGUUUACAAGGGAGGGGACCUCAUCGGCAACUUCGUGCGGCUCACAGACCAGCUCGGGGAAGACUUCUUUGCUGUAGACCUGGAGGCCCUGCUGCAGGAGUACGGCCUGCUGCCCGACAAGCCCCCCAUCGUCCCGAAGACGGUUCGCAAUGGAGCCAUCAUACAGAACGCUGUGAGCGACGAGGACUCUGACCUUGAUAUAGACUAGAGCCAUCAUAUCUCACAUGUAUAAUAUGCUUGGAAAACAUACAUACACAGUCUGCAUGGACUAUAGAUCAUUUUUAUGUAUGUGGACCCCCCCCCUUAGUGAUGACGGACUGAGCCAGGAUUGUCACAUUACCACAUGCACAGAAACAUCCAACCAGCACUGAAGCCAAAAGUUAAUGCAUACAAAACAUCAGUGACUUUAAUCAUGACAUCAUUCCAUUUUAUUUAAUAAAAGUCUAAUUUCUCCCUUUAUCAGUAGAGAUUCUACACAGAGUGAGAUUGAUGUAGAUGUUAGGUGUUAAGUGUUUUGAGUUUUUACUGUCUCCUAUUUAUUUGUUGUGUUGAAACCUGUUUCACCUCUUUUGUUUCAUGUGCAUCUUUAUUGCACUAAACAUGUUUCACUCUGUAGAAUACGAAAACCUUCAGUCAGAACCGACUUUUAGUUGAUUUUAUAACUUUUAUAUGUGCUGUACCAUUUCAGAUAGUGUGAAAAAUAAACAAAUGUUUGGACUCGC